This is a messenger RNA of Ectocarpus siliculosus, 1557 nucleotides long. The record is from the annotation of a GenBank genome assembly. NCBI's taxonomy places the organism in Eukaryota, Phaeophyceae, Ectocarpales, Ectocarpaceae.
GCCUUGCAAUUCGCGUGGACCCCUCUUACUCCUCGCGACGAACGUGAUGUGAUUGGACGAUUAUUUUGCUGUCGUUCUCGGUGGAUUGCUUGCCGCUGUUGUUGUCGUUAUCACGGGGUUGGCCAUUUUGGUGCCGUCAGGGGUCAGCUGUCGGUGCUCCAUAUGCUCGAAGCUUCACCGAUUGCGUCCAUUCCUCGUGCGUGCCUUCUUUCGUUAUUUCGCCCUUUUGUUUGUUGCUUGUUUUGUGCCCUGCCAUGGACUGGAAACACGAGACCGUUCCCUCAUCAACACCCCCCCACAAUCAUUCCGUAUCGAACUGGCGCGUCGGCAAGCGUCUCGUGGUCCCUGUCGGUGUCAAGUCGAGUCGCAACUUGGACACAAAAAGCGCCCGCGCUUUGAGAAGUUGGCAGUUGAGAUAAAUCGAUACAAUACAGCCUAGAAUAACUCAAAAUCUUCGAACUUUGAGCACCGUUUAUGAGCUCGGUUAAGGAGCCAUACACUUGAGAGCUAUUUUGCGGUUCAUCCGUCUCAUGACCCUAGGAACUAAGACCCCCAGCCUCUGCCGAAAGUGCUAUUUUGCGCUUCAUCCGUCUCAUGACUCUAUAGGAACUAAGACCCCCAGCCUCUGCCGAAAGUGCUAUUUUGCGCUUCAUCCGUCUCAUGACCCUAGGAACUAAGACCCCCAGCCUCUGCCGAAAGUGCUAUUUUGCGCUUCAUCCGUCUCAUGACCCUAUAGGAACUAAGACCCCCAGCCUCUGCCGGAGGUACCAAGAGGUGCUUUUGAGUACGGGCGCAAAGUGUAUUUUGAGACCUAUUCAGUUAGACUCGCGGUGUGGAGCGUUUGGGCCUCACGAGUUUGGUCCUGCGGCCUCUUGUUCCGUUCUUGUUUGUUGUCGCCCUAGGUGUGCUGUUUUGUCCCCGCCCCCCACCCCCUCUGCCCCAUGGCUUUUGGUGCAGUGCUUAUAAGCGGCGUAUUCGGGGAUCGCAAACGUCGCGCGCGUUGCCGACCUUAUUUUUGAAAUAACACUUUUGUCGUUUCUUUGCCUUGACUGUGAGUUGGUCGCAGAGGAUUAUUUGCCGGCGAAAAGGUCGAUUCAGGGCGUCGAAGCAGGGCGUCGGUUUUCCCGUGGCUAGUUAUUGUAUUUGCUGGCCACGUUGGUGCACAUGUCAUGUGUGUGUGCGUGGUCUUUUAGUAUCGAUUUCACGGAAGGUGUUUCUUUUUGGUCUCCUUUGUUGCAGGUGGAGCGGCGAAACUGGGUCAAGGUGGAGGCGGUGAACGCCAAGGGGAAGAAGGUGAAGAAGAAAUACACCGACUGGACCGCUAGAAUAUUCCAGCACGAGUACGACCACUUGGACGGGACGGUGUACAUCGACCACCUCUCGCCGCCCGAGAGGGAAAAGGUGCAACCCGUGCUAGACAAGCUCGUGAGCGACUUCGGUGAGGACGGAGCGUUGUGAUUUCCGCUAUGGUCACGCGGAUCCAACAACAAAACCAACACAAGGGGGCAUGCACGAGAGAGGGGGGGAGGGGGUAGAGAUAGAGAGAGAUCCGUUCUG